AGCUCGUUGACAGAUAUUUCAACGGUAUCAGCAGUUUUGACGUUUAUAGUAGCAAACAAAAACGAUUUUUUCGUAAAGGAAAUAGCACUAUGUCUGCUGCAAUCAGAUUUGGGGCUCGUGUGAAAGAAUUACGACUUCAUUUAUGUCAAAAAUCUGCAAGCAGCCAAGGAGUUAGAGAUUUCAUCGAGCAACAUUACGUAUCUAUUAAAUCAAAUAACCCCAAAUUGCCUAUUUUAAUUAGAGAAUGUUCAGGAGUCGAGCCUAAGUUGUGGGCUAGGCAUGAAUUAGGCAAGGAGACUUGCUAUUCACUCAAAGAUCUCUCCGCCUCCGACAUCCUCACAAAACUUCAGUCUGUGGCAUAAGUGAAAUGAAACACAUUGUAGAAAAUGUAAAUAGUCUAUAAUUCUUUAAUAAAUUCUGAAUAUUGUCA
This is a messenger RNA of Tribolium madens (black flour beetle), 430 nucleotides long. RefSeq names its product NADH dehydrogenase [ubiquinone] 1 alpha subcomplex subunit 2 (gene ND-B8). NCBI's taxonomy places the organism in Eukaryota, Metazoa, Arthropoda, Insecta, Coleoptera, Tenebrionidae. The record is from RefSeq and is a predicted model, not a curated record. The transcript is spliced from 3 exons. The coding region runs from base 90 to 362 and encodes 90 amino acids.